This is a messenger RNA of Liolophura sinensis, 3779 nucleotides long. RefSeq names its product lim and transglutaminase domain protein ltd-1-like. NCBI's taxonomy places the organism in Eukaryota, Metazoa, Mollusca, Polyplacophora, Chitonida, Chitonidae. The transcript has 9 exons. The record is from RefSeq and is a predicted model, not a curated record. Bases 251 to 2605 code for a protein of 784 amino acids.
AGGACAUCAUAAGUUUGAGGCGGGGGAAACUGCAAAAAUGUUUUGGCUUUUACAGUAGUGGGGUCAAAGCGGCUGUGUACAGUUUUAGGAGACUUAUGAUUUAAGAUAUCAGAGAUGUUGUACGCACAUGGAUAUAGAUGAAGGAAAUGAUAGUUUUCUGAACGGCCGACAAAAAUAUCAGGCAACUCACGAAAUCAAGACACUCGUUUCAGUCCAAUAUUCGUACAGCAGUUGACUGUGCUCAGUGAAGAUGGGAUGCGGCACAUCUAGUCAGUCUCAAAAGAAACCUAAGGUGGACCACGGUUUAGAUGUACAGGAUCUGACAGUUCCAUGUACAGAACAAGGAUAUCCGCCACCAUUGCCUCCUAAGGGCCGUAAAGCAGAUAUCUACAAGCCGAGUGAUUUCAAAGAGAUAGAAAAUAAUGCUAUUAACACGCCUGACAUCUUCCUAGACAGCUAUGACGCCUUAAUAGCACACCUCACAAGUGACGCACGAAAUGACCUUCAGAAGGUCAGGGCGAUAUUCGUCUGGUUGGGCAUUCAGAACAAAGGCGGUAAGAAAGGACCAAAAGCUGAAAAUCCAGACACUCCGAGAGCCUAUCUGCAACUGAUCGACAAGAAACUGGGCAGCUAUGCUUCAAUGUUUGCCUUGAUGUGUAGGAAAGCGAAGGUGCCUUGUGUCAUUAUCAGAGGCAUUGGCAAAAGUGCUUCUUAUGAAGUCGGGGACACAGACUUAGACCAUCUUAAAAACAACUGGAAUGCCGUUUUUGUAGCUGGUAACUGGAGAUUCGUUCAUACAUUGUGGGCGUACAUGUCGCUUCUGGGUCACAGAAGUGGAAACUGGACUCUGGUGGAAACAGGUGGAGUAAAGACUCAAGAGAAACAAGAAGCAUCUGUUGGUCAGUUAAACUUUCAGCUAAAUGAUUAUUGGUUUUUGACUGACCCAGAAAAGCUGUUCAUAAGCUGUUUCCCAGACAACCCAAAAUGGCAGCUGUUGGAGAGAACUCGAUCUCUUCAGGAGUUCAAGGAAGUCCCUUUCGUCAGGAAAGCUUUUCAUGCUUUGGGUCUCAAGAUAAAGUCAGUGCAGAAAUGUUUACUUCAAGCGGAGAAAGGAGAAGCCAGUAUAACCAUAGAGGUCCCGAAGAUUCAUUCAGGCAAAAUAAAGUUAACGUACGACUUGUUUUUCAAGGAUUCAGAGGCGUCCGAGAACACGGUGGACAAUAUUCAAUUGGAUCGAUUUGUCUUCAUGAAUUACCGAAAGCAAGAAGUGGAGUUUUCUAUCCGCUUUCCGGUUGUUGGUAUCUACAAAAUUUCAAUAUUCGGACACGAUAUUGAGGAGAACAGUGAGACGAUGGACUGGUUGUGUGAUUUCCGCAUUGAUUGUAGCUCUGCAAAGGAAGAGUGCCAGCCAUUACCGGACUGUCCGGAUAUCGGAUGGGGACCGAGUGUGGAGGCCCAGCAGGUGGGAAUGGAAGCCAUCACCCAUCAAGAGGGACUCAUCCCGCUCAAGAGACGUCAGAAGUUAGAUAUACAGUUCAAACUUAACAGGCCGACAGAGCUGAGGUGCGAAAUGCUGCACAAUAAAAUUCAGAAGUCUGACCUGAAAGACUUCGUGACAAGCGAAGUGACGCAGAAAAAAGCCAGUGUUAAGGUGAAAAAGUUGCCGGAGCCCGGAGAGUACGCUUUAAAACUCAACUUCCGACAGGCGGUAUCCGGGAAAGAAUUCGUUAAUGUGGUCAAUUAUUUGAUUAUUAAUCCACCAGAGGAGCUACCACCUCCGCCAAAGCCAAAAGAACCAAGACGAGAGAAUCCGUUUCUCCAAAACAUUCGUAAGGUUCUGAAAGACGCCAUCGAAGGAAACGAUAUGGAACAAAUCGAGCGCGCAAUGGCGGCAUUCCUGAAACAAAAACUGGAGGAUAAGGGUGAAUUGGCCAGUGCUCAGAAAAGACUAGAAUAUCUGCAGCUGAAGAAAGCCCUCCACGAUGCAAUAAGCAGACGCCACGUGGACGUCCUCCGUGUUGCCAUCGAUAACGCCAGAAACUCAGAGCACGUUGACGAGCUCAGUCCGCGUCCUCUGAAGGAAGCCGAACGCUUACACGCUCACCUGAAGAGUGUUGACAAGUCCCGUCAUCCCAUUCUCAAGCUCAACCAAAGAACGAUAUCAGAGAUUGCUAGUUACAAGCAACCAAUUGCGUUAAUCAAGGAUGUAAUGACAAGCACUUUUCUCCUGCUCGGUGAAAAGAAGCAAAUGUUAGAGAAAUGGACUUAUAUCCAGACCUUAUUGAGGAAAACUGGUAAAUACAACGUUAAGCGGAGAAUCCUGGUAUUCGAUACCCAAAACCUUCUGGAUGGUACAAUCGAGAUGGCCAGUCAUUUCCUGGCUGGUCACAGUAUGGCUGAGGUUAGUGAGUGCAGCGCUGGAGCAGGGACCUUCUUCAAAUGGAGCUCCGGUAUAAUAAACGAAGCGGGGUAUGGGAAGGGAAGUGUACAGAAGGAAUCGAGUGAAGACACAGACGCAGGAGAGGCAGCGGACAACACAUCUCGUGACGUCACACCGGCUGACGUCACGUCAUCUGGUGUGGAAGAGUCACCAGAUGAUAAUUAAUAUGUAUAUAUCUUUGUGCCAGAGAAGAGAGACAUCUAACCAAUACACUAAGAGAAGAUUGAACCAGUCAGGCUAUUAUAACAUGAGCGUGUGGCGGGUGGAGGAAGGGAAAGAACUAUGUGACAAUGAAUUCUUUAGGUGAACAUGCUGAAGUAAGUUCUGACGGAAGUGAGCUAUACAGAAAGUAUCACAGUAGCCUGUCUGAAGUAUGGUAUAUUUAUACUAUGCAAUAAUUUUAUGAGGAGUGGCUGUUAGUUUAAUGGUAUGGAGUUCAACCACAUUACUUCGAAACAGGCCUAGGUUUUGUGAUUUGCUUCAUAGCAGAAUUCAAAGUUUAAAGAAUAGAUAAGUUAAUAAACUCAUCUGCGCUCAUCGGUAGUCUUAUGCCUUUACGUUGAUAAGCAAUGAAAAGUUGAAACGGACAAUAGCCGUGAAGUUGAGCACAUCUGCCAUUUUUCUCUAAAUGAGACUUUCACUCGCGCUGCUGUAUGUUACGUGAGCAUGCAUGCGAGUCUCGCUCUGCGGAGAGCUGCCCACUCGGUGUUGCCAUUAUGGCCCAAUCCUUUGUCACAAAAACUCAUAAAAAAAACCUUUGCUCAUAUUCUUCCUCGUGUAAACCGCUGUAUCCUAGUGUCACCGUCAUUUCAGAAAAACAAAUACAGGAAAUAGGAUUUGAAGAGUUGUAAGAUUCACCCAGCCAAAGUUAGCGACUAGUUACCUAUUCCCUGUUCCUUAUUCUAAGAUAGGUGAGGCUUCAGAAGAUGCACUCGCAUGUCGACUAUUAGCUUGUUUAACAGUAUAAGGCGUCUGCGCAUUUCCACUUGAUAGCCGAUUUUCUGACCAUCUUUUCAUAUAAGGGAAGUUAAAUAUACAUUAUUGUCCACCAGUUACACCAGUCAGAUAGUUUCAGAGGAAAAGAGGACCUUUAAAUCUGGCCUGUGGUCGUCUGUGGUCCACACCAGUCCAACUUUAAAGUCAAUAAAAUGGAGUCAUCCAGACUAUCUAGACCGCAAAAUGACCGAGAUAUGCAGUAAAACAUUAACGUCUAAUGAGUAUAUUGAAAAAAAGCUCUGGUGACAAAACCUUCAUUUGUGCCACCCAAGAAAGACAUUGCUUGCCAGAAGAAUUCAGUAUUAAACAUUCCAGGAAAUUUUUAUUGGGUAAGAAUGGGGUC